Molecule: messenger RNA, 413 nt
Organism: Oppiella nova
Lineage: Eukaryota; Metazoa; Arthropoda; Arachnida; Sarcoptiformes; Oppiidae
Source: the annotation of a GenBank genome assembly
GGGGAACACAUUUAGCGUCUAAUAUGAGUAUUAUUUACGCCCGAAUCGAUAGCCGCGGUUCUGACAACAGAGGAUCCAAAUAUUUACAUGAAAUCUACAAGAAUUUAGGAAAUGUUGAGGUCAUGGACACUAUCGUCACCGCGAGAUAUCUCCGGGAUAAUUUGAGUUUCAUAGACCGCCAUAAUAUAGGAAUCUGGGGCUGGAGUUACGGUGGAUAUGUGACACUCAUGUCUCUGGCACUCGAUUACGCCGAUCCUGUAUUCCAUUGCGGUAUAGCUGUGGCUCCCGUCACUAACUGGAUGUAUAUGGGAUGGCCUCACGACAAUGCGAAGGCAUACAAUCGAUCGGAUCUUCUUAAUAAAGUUUCACUCUUUAAGGACGAGAGACUACUCCUGGCGUUGGGAACGGCCGAC